Messenger RNA from Abrus precatorius (Indian licorice), 1425 nucleotides. RefSeq names its product syntaxin-71-like. Lineage: Eukaryota; Viridiplantae; Streptophyta; Magnoliopsida; Fabales; Fabaceae. Gene Ontology annotation, molecular function: SNAP receptor activity; SNARE binding. The coding region runs from base 254 to 1051 and encodes 265 amino acids. Gene Ontology annotation, biological process: vesicle fusion; intracellular protein transport. Gene Ontology annotation, cellular component: membrane; SNARE complex; endomembrane system. The transcript has 9 exons. The record is from RefSeq and is a predicted model, not a curated record.
GAAUCACCAAUUCAGUCAAUUUUCUCAAACGAAAGAAGAUUUUUUUUUAUUUUUAUUUUUUCAAAGAAACUGCCUCAUGUUCACAGUUGUUAUGCUACAGCUGUCGAUGGUCUCUCUCUCCUUUGAAACCCCUUCUCAGUUCUGUAGCAACUGAAACAAGUAGAUCCAACUCUGCCACACCCAUCCGUUGCUCGUUGUCCACACCAACAUUCGCAAGACAAAGAUUAAAUUCUGAUUCCACAACAUCAACACUAUGAGCGUCAUCGACAUUCUAACCAGAGUCGAUUCCAUUUGCAAGAAGUAUGACAAAUAUGACGUCGAUAAGCACAAGGAUCCCAAUGUCUCCGGCGACGAUGCCUUUGCCAGACUCUACGCCGUCGUUGAUGCCGACAUCGAGGCCUUGCUUCAGAAAGCAGAAACCGCUUCUAAGGAGAAAGGUAAGGCAUCUGCUGUAGCGAUCAAUGCGGAGAUUCGUCGUACAAAGGCUCGGUUGCUCGAGGAGGUUCCCAAGUUGCAGAGAUUGGCUGUGAAAAAGGUAAAGGGGCUUUCAUCGCAAGAAUUUGCUGCCCGUAAUGACUUGGUUCUUGCAUUGCCGGAUAGAAUCCAAGCUAUCCCAGAUGGGACUCCUGCUGGUCCAAAACAAACUGGAGGCUGGGCUGCUUCUGCCUCACGUCCUGAAAUUAAGUUUGAUUCAGAUGGGCGAUUUGAUGAUGAAUACUUCCAACAAACUGAGCAAUCGAGUCAAUUUAGGCAGGAAUAUGAAAUGCGUAGAAUGAAACAGGAUCAAGGUUUGGAUAUGAUUGCUGAAGGAUUGGAUACCUUGAAAAACAUGGCAAGUGAUAUGAAUGAGGAACUGGAUAGACAAGUUCCACUGAUGGAUGAGAUUGACACUAAGGUGGACAAGGCAUCUUCUGACCUUAAGAAUACAAAUGUUAGACUUAAAGACACAGUGAACCAGCUUCGAUCCAGUAGAAACUUUUGUAUCGAUAUUGUUUUGUUGAUUAUAAUUUUGGGAAUUGCCGCUUACUUAUACAAUGUGCUUAAGAAGUGACAUGUACACAAGGCUGAUGGAUGUUCGAAUGGUUUGCCUGCAUUUCUUGUAUUUUGAGAAUAUCGUGUCUGAUUUUAUUUUUUUAUUUCUACCAAUGUGAAAAUUUCUUGCCUCUUGAGAGAUACACGCUUGUACUUUAUAAACAGUUGUGUGUAUGCAGUUAUGUUACAUACCAUUAGUAUGUUAAAUAGUUGGUGCUUGUUUUGUGUACUUGUUGAAGGUAUAUUAUAUGUUGACAUUGAUGAAUUAGGAAGGUUGCUUUAACUGACGUGUCAUUCUAGUUGUAGAUUUAGUUGUUUUGAAAUCCUUCGUUCCUUUAAUAAUGUUAAAUGAUUACAUGCACACACCAUGUGUUUAUUCGAAUUUAGUGCCAU